Messenger RNA from Hypoxylon trugodes, 1550 nucleotides. RefSeq lists its product as uncharacterized. The coding region runs from base 247 to 1323 and encodes 358 amino acids. Gene Ontology annotation, molecular function: DNA-binding transcription factor activity. Gene Ontology annotation, biological process: regulation of DNA-templated transcription. The record is from RefSeq and is a predicted model, not a curated record. The transcript has a single exon. NCBI's taxonomy places the organism in Eukaryota, Fungi, Ascomycota, Sordariomycetes, Xylariales, Hypoxylaceae.
AUACAGCAGCAUUAUUCUAUUUAGGUAAAUGGACAUUAAGAAUAGCAUCAUUAAUUAGAGGACUCUGCCUCGGUACCUAGGUAGUAUCGGGAUAUGGUAAAGAUGCGCACGGUGGGUUUCAAUUGGGUAAAACCCGCAAUCCCGACCGUGCCGGACCGCUGAAUAAGUAGGUGAGUGUUAUCUAAUUCAUAACAAUAUCUCCAUCAUCAUACUCUUUCCUAUCCUUCGCUUCUGGUGUAAAAUGAGAUGGCUAGUCGCCGGGAAACGCCCGAAUCGCUCGUCAAAAAGAGGGCAAGAGACCGCCGGGCCCAGCAGAAUCUUCGCGACAAGCGCGUUGCCCAGGUCGAAGCCCUGAAACAGCGUAAUAGCGCUCUCAAUAGCGAACUACAAAGCCUACAAAAGACAUGCUACGACUUACGACAAGAGAACGGGGUCCUACGAGGCCGCCAAGAGCAAAUCCAACACCUAGUAAAUUUAUGGACGCGUGGACCCUCUCAACUCGAUCCGAGUAGCAUCGCGAGUCUAACAUUAGAGGGAACCCAAUCUUGUUCUCCCCCGCUUAGUAUAAUCCAGCCUCGAUCAUAUACCGAUGAUGCUCAAUCGGAUGCUCAUCAAACGCCACCGGAAACUGGUUCUUCGCCAACAGUUCAAAUCCCCCAAAUGAGCCCUACGCCUUUAGAAGAUCUCACUUUACCACGUUGGAAUAUGACACCAGUACAUUCUAAAGACGAGGGAGCUCUAUCAGAUUGGAUUUCGGUAUACCUCAGCAGGGCGGACCUCGUGCGUUCAUCACCAGAGGACCCCAAGCCUGUGGAGCUCCUAUACGGUUCAAAGACCAACUUUCUUGCCAACGCCAUCCACGACGUUACAAGACGACGGCCGUGUCGUGAUCCGGAGCGCCUCGCUGGCGGGUGGUUAACUUACCGUUUAGUCAAGUGGAUGUUCGAGCCAAGCGAAACCCGCUUCGCCCGUCUGCAAGACUUCCAAAAACCAGUAGCCGAACAGCUUUGCCAUCCGCAUGCGAGUUUUAUCGACUUCAUGGUAUGGCCAGCGCUUCGAACUAAUUUCAUCAAGAAUCAAAGCGCUUAUGAUCGGGAGGAGUUCAUCGGGCUGUGGACCUGCUGUCUUAAAGUCCGGUGGGCCUGGAACAAACGCUUUCUCGAGCCGGAUGACAACGGCGAACUUGUGUUCAGUACCGAUUUUUAUAACACUUUUACUAAACCUGAAGGCUGGGGCCUCACGAGAGAUUUCUUAACACGAUACCCAAGUCUGUUUAUUGGUUUGGAUAUUCAAUCAAUACAUUAUGAAUUCGCUGAUUUAUAAAAUUCGUUUUCGAAUUUUGUCUAACUUCGUAGCAAUCAUUACCCUGUGUCUUAUAAUACUUCGAAGCAAAGCGCGGUUAGCGAUAUCUUCCCGCAACGCAGCCCCUAAUUCGUCCCCUCGGCAGGGCGGCCUUAGGCCUAGCAGUGCCUCCAUCGCAGGCCCAUAACACCUAUAGCCAACAUUGAGUAGGCACCUAAUAGCUAUAGCUGAUUUCUAAUAGAGAACGA